This is a messenger RNA of Syzygium oleosum, 2198 nucleotides long. RefSeq names its product amino acid permease 6. Gene Ontology annotation, cellular component: plasma membrane. Bases 615 to 2069 code for a protein of 484 amino acids. NCBI's taxonomy places the organism in Eukaryota, Viridiplantae, Streptophyta, Magnoliopsida, Myrtales, Myrtaceae. The transcript has 7 exons. The record is from RefSeq and is a predicted model, not a curated record.
UCUCCAAGGCCAAACAGCAAGAUAUAGCUAGGAACCGACUUCAGGCAGUGUCGAGAAGAGAUCAGAAACAGGUUUGACGAAUACAAGUUUGAUGGAGGACGGACCGAGCCCUCGUAUGAAGUGGGGACCAACGGCUUAGCACGCACACCAUCAAAAGUGGACGGAGGAAAAAGAGGAAGGUAGAGAAGACCCAAUUCAAUUCCAAGUCCAGAACUUCCAAGUUGGUCCAGCUCUAUACCCUCUUAGGGUGUUGCCUCUUUCUCUCUCUCUCUCUUGCUGUUCUUUCGCAUUUUCUUAUUUGUGGCAAUCUAAUCACCCAUUCCCUUCGUUUUUUCCUCCCCUUUGGAGAGCCAGUCCAGAAACGGCUUAGAAUUGAUUAAAUUUCCCUGAAAGGCCACUUCCUCUUGCCAAAACAAGCUUUUCACAUCGACUUAGUUUAUCUGCGCGGGUUUGCUUUGACAUAUCAUAUAUAUAGGCACUGCUAAUCUUUUUGAGUGCAGUGUCCCAGUUGUCUCACUCCUUACGUCUCCUCUGUGUUCGGAACCAGAACCCCACCGUUCCCAUUUUCCCCCAUUAAGUUCUCAGAGAGAGAGAGAGAGAGAGAGAGAGAGGAGAUGGAGAGAGAGACGAUGGCAGGGAGCAGCUUGUAUGUGGAGCAGGAUCCUGAAGCUUUUCACGGCGGUGGUGUUCAGAAGAACCUGGAUGACGAUGGCCGAGUCAAACGAACCGGGACGAUGGUUACGGCGAGCGCGCAUAUAAUAACGGCCGUGAUCGGGUCUGGAGUGCUGUCGUUGGCAUGGGCCAUCGCUCAGCUGGGCUGGGUGGCAGGGCCGGCGGUCCUCAUGGCCUUCUCCUUCGUCACCUACUUCACCUCCACCCUCCUUGCUGACUCGUACCGGUCGCCGGACCCCGUCGCCGGGAAGAGGAACUACACUUACAUGGAUGUGGUGAGAGCCCACUUGGGAGGUAGGAAGGUUCAGCUAUGUGGAUUGGCUCAAUAUGGGAACCUCGUGGGCAUCACAAUUGGCUACACCAUCACCGCAUCUAUCAGCAUGGUGGCGGUGGAGAGGUCGAACUGCUUCCACAGACAUGGGCACGAAGCGAAGUGCCAACCAUCGAACUAUCCGUUCAUGAUCAUAUUCGCGUGCAUCCAAAUCAUCCUCAGCCAAAUCCCAGACUUCGACAAGCUCUCUUGGCUCUCCAUCCUCGCCGCCGUCAUGUCCUUCGCUUACUCCUCCAUCGGCCUCGGACUCUCCAUCGCCAAAGUCGUAGGUGGGGAAGCUCACGCGCGGACGACCUUAAUGGGGACGACAGUGGGGGUGGACGUGUCGGGAUCGGAGAAGGUGUGGAGAGUCUUCCAAGCUGUCGGCGACAUCGCUUUCGCCUACGCUUACUCCACCGUCCUUGUCGAGAUUCAGGACACAUUGAAAUCGAGCCCGCCGGAGAACAAAGUCAUGAAAAGGGCUUCUCUCAUCGGCAUCUCAACCACCACUUCGUUCUAUGUGCUCUGCGGUUGUGUCGGUUAUGCGGCCUUCGGGAACGCUGCACCGGGGAAUUUCCUCACUGGCUUCGGAUUCUACGAGCCGUUCUGGCUCGUCGACUUCGUCAAUGUCUGCAUUGCAGUCCACUUGAUCGGUGCUUACCAGGUAUUUUGUCAGCCCAUCUUCGCAUUCGUCGAGAACUGCUGCUCCAAGCGCUGGCCUAACAACACUCUCAUAACGAGGGAAAUCCCGAUCCACAUCCCCGGCUACGGCGUCUACCACCUCAAUCUCUUCAGGCUCAUGUGGAGGACUGCGUAUGUCGUCGUGACCGCGGUCGUAGCCAUGAUAUUCCCCUUCUUCAACGACUUCCUGGGACUGUUGGGAGCCGCCUCGUUUUGGCCGCUGACCGUCUACUUCCCGGUGGAGAUGUACAUCGCGAGGACGAAGAUGCGCAAGUUCUCCUUCACGUGGACGUGGCUGAAGAUACUGAGCUGGGCUUGCCUGGUCGUGUCGCUCGUCGCGGCCGCCGGUUCGGUCCAGGGACUGAUCCAAGAUCUCAAGACAUACAAGCCCUUCCAGACACAAUAAAUGUAGCACAGAGCCCUAAUGCCCAUUACCCAGUUGGAAGCAAUAUUAUGGUGAAAAGCUCUUCAACUGGGCAAAUGGUUUAAAUGAAUGUUUGCUGCUUCAAGAUAAGUUGUUGAGAAUAAACUUUUU